Paramacrobiotus metropolitanus is the source of this 1282-nucleotide messenger RNA. RefSeq names its product decapping and exoribonuclease protein-like. The coding region runs from base 62 to 1204 and encodes 380 amino acids. The transcript has 7 exons. NCBI's taxonomy places the organism in Eukaryota, Metazoa, Tardigrada, Eutardigrada, Parachela, Macrobiotidae. Gene Ontology annotation, cellular component: nucleus; cytosol. Gene Ontology annotation, biological process: NAD-cap decapping; nuclear-transcribed mRNA catabolic process. The record is from RefSeq and is a predicted model, not a curated record. Gene Ontology annotation, molecular function: mRNA 5'-diphosphatase activity.
UAGUAGAAAUUUCCUGGAUGAUCAGUGCAUCCCGUAACGCAUCCUGCAUAUCCCAAGGGUCAUGACAGGCUUGCCAGCUGCUAGCACCGUUACAGAUUUGACCCCAUGGGUGAUACCAUCCUUUAUCAAUGGCUGCGUCUGCCCAAUCGAUGACCAUGUGUGGACUUAUGGUGCGCUGGACACUGGUGUCGAUGCUCCGCCCACGUUGUACCGCCGCGGACCGGCCAAGCAGCGCGUCAACGGACUGGCACUGAACCUGGACGCUGGCUUUACACACAGGCUCAAAAACCGGCCGGCCAAGGAUCCCAAGAAUUUUCCGCAGCGCUACCAAUUGGCCCCGUUGCGACAAUGGUGUCAGGAGCACCCGGACGUCUUUAGAGAUCCUGCUUGUAGACCAGAAGUCGUCUGCUGGGCUGGAUUGCUGAAAACGAUUAUGCUCACGCCGGCACAUUUGCACAACCCGGAAGCCACAGGGUGGAUCGUGUUGGCCUGGAAAAUCGAAGGAACGCUGUACCUGGCGCACGUGAACCGUCCAGCAAAGCCCGUGGAACAGCCCGCGAUGAAAAAAUCUUCGGAAAAGGAUAACGAAGACACGGAGCGCUACUCAUUCUGGGGCCAGAAGUUCGAGCAGUGUCUCACUCAUUCGAACGAGGAAGCGAACUUCAGCGAUACAUCAGCAGAUAAGACCAGCUACAUCGCGGUCCGAUCGCGCCGAAUUAACGGCAUCAAAGUCCUGUUUGGAGCGGAGAUAGAUUGCCGGGAUCCGGACGGUUCCGGACGCUACGUUGAACUCAAAACAACAUCCGUCGACGCCAUAAGUACCCACCAAGGCAGGAGUAUGAACAAUGCCAAAAACAAUUACUAUCGCUUCAAGAUGCUGAGUUGGUGGGCUCAGUGUUACAUUGCUGCAGUCCCAAAAGUGCUUGUCGGCUACCGGACUGCUGACGGUUGUUGCGUUUCGACCGAUGAAUUCUACACUGAUGAUCUUCCCGCCAAGAGCAAGGCGGCAGGAGCUGAGUGGAACUGCCAAGAUGCUAUUAAUUUUCUGGGUGCCUUUCUGGAUAAGGUGAAAAAGACAGUGAAAGAGGACUAUACAAAGAAUAUGUACACAUUUGAAUGGAGCCCCGGAACGUUAUUAGUCAAAAUCAACAGUAUCACAAAGAACCAACCAAAGAAGAGCAGUUACUGUGAAACAGCAGCGUAAACUCCGGCUAUUGUCCUAAUUAUUUACUUUCCUAUAUUGACGGAUUAUCUAAUGCAGAAUCAGAUAUGUACUUUGAAA